UUUAACCUUAAAUAAUUCAUGAUAUUUCAUAAACUAACUUAACCGACUGGCCACUCGGUUGGCAGAGUUGAAUGAUGGCCGUAGCACGCUUCUGUUCCCGCAUUUCCUUCAGUAUUUCAAAGUCCCGCUUUCUAUAUCCCACUUCUCCAAGUUUAGAAGCUCUUUCUGAUCCUAUUAUCAAAUCUUCAAGAAAUCAUCAUAUUGUUUCUGGAUUUUUUCCAAUUCUUCAAGCAUCGCGAUCAUAUGCUCGUUCUAGGGGCAAGCAUUAUGAUCUAUUUGGCAGUGCUAAACCAGGUGAUGAGGAAUUUAAGAAAGCAUGGAAGAAAGAGAUGGAUGAAGAUGAUUGCCUAUGGACAGGAAGUGAAGAUGAAGAUGAGAAUGAGGAUAAGAAUUAUAGUGAAAAAGGUCAAAAUCCUCUUGAAAAAGAAGUCCGGAAAGUAAGACAGCAAGCAAAGGAGCACUCACAUCUUAUUGAUGCUGAUGAUAGUGAUGAGUUAUGGAGUGUAUGGUCUGGGAGUGAUGAAGAGAAGACUCUAUGGACUGGUAGUGAAGGAGAUGAUGACGAUGAUAUUCCUACAGAAGCAUACCCAAAUGAAGCUAGUGAUAAGUAUUUAGAUAAAUUAUUUGAGUUUGAGGAAAAACCUAAAUAUCGUACAAUCUCAGAACUACUAAAAGCAGAAAAUGAACCAGAAGAGUUGUCCCCUGGCAAGCAAGCUAGGAAACUUGCUGUUGAGAAUGCUUUAAAGAAAUUGAAGAAAGGACCAGACGGGCGUUACACUAAUGUGUGGGAAGUUAUGAGUGAUAUAGACAUUCUAAUAGGAGCAUUUGAAAAUAUUGUUUCUGGACCAGAGUAUGAAGAGCUUAGACAGGGAGGGCCUAAAAGAUUGAAUAUGCAGUUUUUCAAAGAUAUACAAGCACGCAUGAGAGAUCCAAAUUACAAGUUCUCACCUGAGUUGAAGUUGAAACCAAAGAGCAAACUGGUUCCUAGGAAGAAAUGGCAGAAGACGCAGUCUAGAAGAAGAAAAGCACAGAAACGCUAGGUUGGAGUCUUCUUCUCCGAUCAAUGGUGAGCCAGAUUACCUGUACAUUUUAUGAAACCCUUGGGAGUAUAUUCUGCAUGUGUUCCCCACAUAUUGACCUACCUUAGGAUUACAUGUGUUUAUAUGAUAUUUUAGUUCAGGAUUCCUGGAAAGCUCAUUUACGAAUUUAAUUAGGGAUGAAUUCUACGUAUUUUUAAUAUAUUUUCUUUAUUUUGGUUCAAGUGUAGAAAUUCAUUGGAACGACUUACUGUUUA
Messenger RNA from Ricinus communis (castor bean), 1294 nucleotides. RefSeq lists its product as uncharacterized. The record is from RefSeq and is a predicted model, not a curated record. Bases 72 to 1040 code for a protein of 322 amino acids. Lineage: Eukaryota; Viridiplantae; Streptophyta; Magnoliopsida; Malpighiales; Euphorbiaceae. The transcript has 3 exons.